AAUUUAGUGACUUCCACGGUUAAUCAUUUCCUUGUAUUGAUUAAGCGAUUCCUGCCUCUGCAACCUCAUCUCCUCGUUGAACUUCUUUAUAAAUGCCUCCACUGGCCAAUUCAACUCGUCCUGACUCAGCGAGGGUUCCUUUCUCAGCUUCAGUACUGAAGCUAGGGAGGAGCUCGCUUGCGCCGGUGACAGCUGGAAAUUGGUCCGAAACCAGAGGUUUCUCCGCUGGUAAGAGAAUCUCAAUUGGAAUCUCCGACGAAUCCAUCCCCCUCAGCGGAUUCCACUCAGAUUUUGAGGUCACCAAUUCAUCAUUAUUUCGAGCACACCGAGCCAGUGAUGGAAAGCUUGGACCUUUAAUAGAUGAUUCAGGACGUUUCUACAAGCCUCUGCAGGUUGGUGAACUUGGCUCCAGAGAGGUGGCCUUCUAUAGGGACUUCUCAACCAAUGCAGAGAUUCCAGAUUACAUCCGCAAAUUCUUUCCUGUUUUCUAUGGAACUGAGACGGUAGAGGCAUCUAAUGGGUCUGGUUUGUGCUCCCACCUCGUCUUGCAGGAUCUUGUCUCCGGUCGCUACAAUCCAUCUGUCGUGGACAUUAAAAUUGGAUCUAGAACCUGGUAUCCUGAAGCCUGUGAGGAUUGUAUUGAAAAGUGCUUGAAGAAAGAUAGAAAGAGUACCAGUGUGUCAUUAGGGUUCAGAAUAUCUGGGUUGCGUGUAUUUGAAAGCAAGGAAUCUGGAUUCUGGAAACUAGGGAAAAAGCAAGUGUCAAAUUUCACUUCGAGGAUGUUAGAUUAGUUCUGAGGAAGUUUGUUUCAUCUAAUCCUUCUGUCUAUUCAAAAAAACCCAAAUUGUUCACUUGCACAUAGUGUUUAUGGUGGUUCAUCUGGAAUUUUGGCACAAUUAUUGGAUCUAAAAGCAUUGUUUGAGAAUCAAACCAUCUAUCAUUUCCAUUCUUGUUCGUUUCUCAUGUUUUGUGAAAACUGAAAAGGAGAAAUUGCUGGAAGAAAGAACUUCUGUUGCC
Molecule: messenger RNA, 1017 nt
Organism: Rubroshorea leprosula
Lineage: Eukaryota; Viridiplantae; Streptophyta; Magnoliopsida; Malvales; Dipterocarpaceae
Source: the annotation of a GenBank genome assembly